Molecule: messenger RNA, 597 nt
Organism: Micromonas commoda
Lineage: Eukaryota; Viridiplantae; Chlorophyta; Mamiellophyceae; Mamiellales; Mamiellaceae
Exons: 2
Molecular function (GO): hydrolase activity, acting on ester bonds
Source: RefSeq, a predicted model, not a curated record
GUGUUCGCGGCGUUCGGGUGCCACCCGCUCAGCGCGCACGAGUGGGAUGCGGACAUGGCGUCGAUGGUCGAAUCCGCCGUCGCGGAUGAAAACAACGCCGUCGUCGCCGUCGGCGAGUGCGGACUCGAUUACCACUACGCCCUGCGGAAGACGCAGGAGGACGUCUUCGUGGCGCAGAUGAAGAUGGCGACGGAGCUCGGCGCGCCCCUCGUGAUCCACACGAGGGAAGCGGAGGCUGAUACGCUUCGUUUAAUGCGUCAACACCUGCGCAAAGACGCCCGCGUGCACGUGCACUGCUUCACCAGCAGCGCGCGCCUGGCAAAGGCGCUCCUCGGGGAGUAUCCGAACCUGUGCCUGGGGUUCACCGGCGUGUGCACGUUCAAAAACGGCGGCGACGUGCGCGAGGUGGUUCGGUCGACGCCGCUGGAUCGGAUCCUCCUCGAGACUGACGGGCCUUACAUGGCUCCGGCGCCGCACCGCGGGGCGGUGGCGCACCCCGGGCACGUGCCGCACAUCGCGAAGAAGAUCGCCGAGGUGAAAGGGGUGCGCGCGGAGGAGGUGUUUGCGCAGUGCCGGGCUAACACGAGGAGGACGUAC